ACUGAACUGAACAGAACAGAACAGAACCAAACAAAAUAAACAGAAGCGGCAAGGCCGUAAUGUACAAAAAUUAAUGUGAUUUGCACAAAAUUUUUUUGAAGAUAAAACGUUUCUUGCUGUUGAUUUUCCCCAAGAACAGCCAUGUUGUGCAAUAAACUGUUCACCCAAAUUUCCAUUUCAAACUGUGUGCGUAUGAUCCAUAUCAGUCACACUCGCCAAAGCACUUUCCACUCUCGUAAUCCUCCAGAACCUCAUUUUGAUAGAAAAAGAAUGAUUGAAGUUUGCAAGCCCAUAUCUGUACCUAAAAAAAUUCCUGAUUGGCAAACAUGCUCUCAAGCUGUCAUUUUGGAAGAAGAAAAGGCACAUCCUUAUGAAACAAUACUUGCAAAAGAACUGAAGCAAAAUUGGGAAUCUUCAAAAAUGAUAAUGUUUUAUCAUCUUACUUCUUUGACCGACAGAUUAACUAGAGAUGUUCGAAAUAUGUUUUUUAAAAAAGAUCUCUUCUUUCAUAUAUACAGUCCUGAAGUUGUAAAACUUGCUGUUCAAGAAACACCAUUUACUUCCAUAUUGCAUCUUUUCGAAUCAAAAACUGCUCUACUAUUUUGCCCUGAUCAAGAUAUCAAUAAAGUGCUUCAGCUGAGUAAAAAAACACCUUAUGUAAUUCUCAUGGCUGGUAUUGUAGAAGGUACAUUUUAUAGUAAGAGUCAGUUGCAGUCACUAAAUGAUGCCUUGAAAAAAGAUGUUCAUCAGCAGCUUGCACAAAUUUUGGACUAUACUCCAUCUAAACUAGUUGGAACUAUUAAUCAUCACUCUCAAACACUUUGUCAUUAUUUAAAUGAAAUAUCAAGUAGAAAAGAAUAGGCUGAUAAAUAAAUGAGUUCAAUUUAUAUGAAAUGCUCCCUUUCUUCUAUACUAUAUAUUUACAGAUUCUUGAUAUCAUUUGCCAAGAAUUCAAUCCGAAGAUAUUUCUUUUAUUUGUACUUUAAUACAAAAUCAGUUGCACAAUUAGAGAUCCAAAUAUGUGAACAUGAAUUAUGACAUAAGUGAAAAAAUAUAAUUAACUGCAGUCUGAAGGAAAUCCAAGAAUUUUAGAAAGGCCAAUAAUAUGUGUUUAGAACCCCAACUUUGAAGCAUUAAAUACAUUGUCAAUUGUUUAAUAAAUAUUUGCUAGCAAUAAUAAGUGUUGGGUAAUU
Argiope bruennichi is the source of this 1193-nucleotide messenger RNA. RefSeq lists its product as uncharacterized. Gene Ontology annotation, molecular function: structural constituent of ribosome. Gene Ontology annotation, cellular component: mitochondrial large ribosomal subunit. The transcript is spliced from 4 exons. The coding region runs from base 142 to 861 and encodes 239 amino acids. The record is from RefSeq and is a predicted model, not a curated record. Gene Ontology annotation, biological process: translation. Lineage: Eukaryota; Metazoa; Arthropoda; Arachnida; Araneae; Araneidae.